CCUUGAGCUCCUCCCACCUGUACUCAAGAUAUUUCCCAUCCAGCCUAUCCCCUACCCAAGCCAUCUCCAACGCAGGCCUGCCUCUUUACAAGCUUUGGUCUUCGAACUUCAUCUCCUAUACAAGCCGUCUAACUAACCAUCAUGGCAUCCCCUCCUGGCCCCGCAACCCUUUGGGGAAUCUUGGAGUCCGAGCACUCCCCUAUCUCUGCUCCGCCUGCAGAGAACAUCACCCCUGCAGAGAACAUCAGCGUAGGGGUUUUCGACGUUCCGGCUCCUCAGCCCCCGUUGCCUAACCCAGCCCGCGAGCUCUUCGGUGACGAACUAGAGUUGCUCGAAAUGCCCCCCUGCGAAGGCAGUUUAAUCGCCCGCAUUUUCUACCACACUGCUAGUGCAGAGGAUUUCAUCCGCUUGAAUCACGGUCUGUUCAACAAUGCCUACCCGCAUGUGAGAGACGUUGCGUGCCCGGGCCUUCUCCUCGUGGAAGGUAUCGCUCCUGUGGAGUAUCAGCUAUUCAACGCCGAGGUUGUAGUCCUAGUUGCGCGUGGAAUUACUAUCCUGGUGCAUGUCGAGAUGCUUCGGCCUCUACCCCAUUUGUACUGGAUGUUCGUCGACCCGCGUGAUAACCAACGCCACAGCAUUGUCUACGUUCUCGAGAGCGCCGACGUUUGGAAGAUUGCCCUCAUGGCGGUCUACGGCACUAAAGAUUUCCACCUGAACGAUCUUCGUUAUACCGGAGAGGAUUAUAUUGCAGCAAUCCUUUUGGUACAGCAAUGGGAGGGCCGACAGUAUGUGCUCGACACAAUAGUCGGAUAUUUGAAGACGUACUUUACCCGAGUCGCAAUGACUUUACGCAGCGUCGCUGCUCCCGUCCCGGGCCACGAAAUCAUCGCAAACGCCCAUGAUCACAUAUUGGGAGAAAUUCAAAGAUGCUGGGUCCAAUAUCAGGGCGUUCACGGACGUUUCCGCACGCUUCCUAUGGGGGCAUUCGGAACAUGGGCCGUGUGUGCAAUUUAUCCUCCGCACCUGGUCGGUAGAAUGCACCAUCUAGUUUACGGUUUCCGUCAAGAGAUCGCUUUGGCCCUGGCCAUCCAGGCAAGCGCCCAUAUCUUCGACUACUCCCCCGAAGGAGAGCCGAUCUUCUUCGAGUGA
This is a messenger RNA of Daldinia vernicosa, 1149 nucleotides long. RefSeq lists its product as uncharacterized. The coding region runs from base 142 to 1149 and encodes 335 amino acids. The record is from RefSeq and is a predicted model, not a curated record. NCBI's taxonomy places the organism in Eukaryota, Fungi, Ascomycota, Sordariomycetes, Xylariales, Hypoxylaceae. The transcript is spliced from 3 exons.